GGUGCGACUUUGGAGAUGCGCGGAGCUGAGACACUGACAUGGAAAACAGUGAAGUGAUCGGAGCAAGCUUGUUGACGCAUAAUCCCGCCCGCCCCGCUGGCACUGGGAGGGGGCAAAUCUAGCCUGCCUAAACUCAAAUCCUCCACAAGAGAUUUACGGAGUGCGCUGCUGCGAGUUCAGCCACCUUCAAGACGGUUUUUCUUUCAUUUUUGCCCUACACGCGCUCUAUGGUGAUAAUGAGCAUAUUUUGGGGAGAUGAGCAUGCAGGAGUCCUAACGCGCUAUCAUAAUUAAAGGCAUUAAAUCUACUGCUGGAAUCGGCACUGUCACUGCGUCGCGGACGGUGGUUGCGCCCUGAGGUGGGGACAGGACCUGCUGGUACAUCAUCAUCAUCAUCAUCAUCAAAACAGGUAUUUGAUCGUGAUCGUGUUGAUUACACCGGAGAUCUGGAGCCAUGACAGGCCCCCCGCUGGUCCCACAGCCCGCCUGCUGACGGUACCGGGCAGGAUGGGAGCAGGUCUGCAGCUUUCAGGAUCCCGAACCAGCCGAUUUAUCAAUGGAGGAGGAGAGUGACACCCGGAAAAUCAACAACAGCUUCCUUCGCGACCACAACUAUGCAACCGAAGCUGACAUUAUCUCAACGGUUGAGUUUAACUCAUCGGGGGAGCUGUUGGCCACCGGGGAUAAAGGAGGCAGAGUGGUUGUCUUCCAGAGGGAGCAGGAGAGUAAGAGCCAGCCCCAGCGUCGAGGGGAAUACAAUGUUUACAGCACAUUCCAGAGCCACGAGCCCGAGUUUGACUACCUGAAGAGUUUGGAGAUUGAGGAGAAGAUCAACAAGAUCAAAUGGCUCCCUCAGCAGAACGCCGCCUACUUCCUGCUCUCCACCAACGACAAGACGGUGAAGCUGUGGAAAAUCAGCGAAAGAGACAAGCGUCCAGAGGGCUACAACCUGAAGGAUGACGAUGGACGGAUCAGAGACCCCUCAACUAUCACCACGCUGCGGGUGCCGGUGCUGCAGCCUAUGGACUUGAUGGUUGAGGCUACAGCCAGGCGCGUAUUCAGCAAUGCCCACACCUACCACAUCAACUCCAUCUCUGUCAACUCCGACCUCCAGACAUACAUCUCUACGGAUGACCUCAGGGUGAACCUGUGGAACCUGGAGAUCACUGACCGCAGCUUCAACAUUGUGGACAUCAAGCCAGCCAACAUGGAGGAGCUGACGGAGGUGAUCACUUCAGCAGAGUUUCAUCCCCAACAGUGUCACACCUUUGCCUACAGCAGCAGCAAGGGCUCGAUACGCCUCUGUGACAUGAGAGAGGCCGCGCUCUGCGACAAACACUGCAAAUACUUUGAGGAGCCCGAGGAUCCCUCCACUCGCUCCUUUUUCUCUGAAAUCAUCUCAUCCAUCUCUGACGUGAAGUUCAGCCACAACGGGCGCUACCUGAUGACAAGGGACUACCUCACUGUCAAGGUGUGGGACCUUCAAAUGGAGAACAAACCACUGGAGACGUACCAGGUUCACGAUUAUUUACGUGGCAAACUUUGUUCUCUGUAUGAGAAUGACUGCAUCUUCGACAAGUUUGAGUGUGUCUGGAAUGGAUCAGACAGCGUCAUAAUGACCGGCUCCUACAACAAUUUCUUCCGCAUGUUUGACCGAAACACCAAACGCGACGUCACACUGGAGGCGUCCAGAGAGAACAGCAAACCCAGAGCCAUUCUCAAGCCUCGCAAGGUGUGUGUGGGUGGGAAGCGGCGUAAGGAUGAGAUCAGUGUAGACAGCCUAGACUUCAGCAAGAAGAUCCUUCACACAACGUGGCACCCGCAUGAGAACAUCAUCGCUGUAGCGGCCACAAACAACCUCUACAUCUUCCAAGACAAGGUCAACUAAAGGGCAGUCUGCCCCUGCUGACCACUGACCCCCAACACAUGAGGGGGCUGCAGGGAGAGCUGGAGCUGGAGAAAGACAGAGAUGGAGCCCUUAUCUACAUCCUUCUCCUCCUCUCCCUAUGUCUUGUUGCUGCCGGUCUUUAAGUUUGCCGCUCUGCUGAGGAUGUGCAGAGAUCGUAUCCAGUGACUGAACUGAGGACAAAUUUAAGAACCUGGAUACAGCGUGAGGAAAAAGGUUCCCAUAAAUCAAGAAUGGAUUUUCAUUCUUCAUUUGACUUCUAAUUUAAUUUAUUUAGCCAUGCGGACACCUGGAGACGUGAAUCCUGUGCAACAAGAGGAUUGCUGCAUGAAUGACAUGAUGUAGCAGCCCUCCGGACCCUGCAGAACGGGGCUGGAUGUGGGUACACUGAACAUAAAGUAGAGCACACACAGACAGAACCCCUUGCUUUCAUGACGGUGGCUCAUUGUCAUGUAGCAACAGUGCCCCCUCUCUUUCACUCUGUUCAUGCUCCAGUGCAUGUGAUCAACCCUGCGGCCUCUAACUGAGGGGACGUUUCGGACAGUGCAACCUGCUGCAGAAAUCCGACAAAAAGAGGAAGAGACUGUUAAUCUCUGAACCCAGAAACUGAGAGUUUUCUCUGCCUGUGACACAACAUGGUCAGUCUUUCUAGUACCGAUUCUGUGUCUCCCUGGUGAGACUGCUGUAGUCUGUAAUGUGAAUGAAGCCCUUCCAGGCUGUGUCAAUGGUUUUAUUUAAUGCUGUUGUUUUAUUGAGUCCUUCGCUCGGUCAAUGAGUCUGUUUAGAAGCUGUGGUGCCUUCUUUUGGUAUGUGGGGGUUUGAUGUAGAGGGAGCGGGAGGGGGGAGGGGACUGACUACAAGGCAGGAGUGUGAAUGUUUCAAACGAAAUGUUAACCUAGGAAUUUUUCUUUUCUUUUUUUUCCUCUUUCUCUAUAAAGGAAAAUGUAAAAAAGUCCACUGAGGUCCCAAGUGGAAGAAAGUGCUUGAAGCGAUGUAGUCAUGAUUACAUUAUAGCACCGGCUACUUGCUUGUGAGUUCAGGGGAGGACGCUGUGAUAUGUACAAAGUAAUUGUUGCUCUUAUCACAUUGCAGUCAGUCUGAUGUCAUUAGUUCGCAAGAGACACGACAAAGCCACAUUAAAAUUUGAUUUGCAAAAUCCCUGUUGGAAAAGAAAAAAACACUCCUUGCCACAUUUUUAACUUAAUUGGAUUGUACUGAAAAUGAUCUGUAGAUGGUAGAGCAGUAAACUUUUCAUGUUGAAUUAUUGACCUUGAGAUUUCUUGGCGUAAUAUAAUGCUAGCAUAGCUCUUUCUGCAUGCAUUGGAUCUGAUUCUUAUGAAACUGACAGCCUGCAUAUAGAUAUUUGGACAUCUACAGAUCAUCUGAAGCACUAUGCAAGUAAAAUAUUCAGCUUUCUCCGGAAGUUUUUAAAAAGGGUUUGAUUUAAGGUUGCUGCGGUGCCUGUCCUUGUCUUAUUGAAGAUGGGUGACGCGGAGCAGUAGCAGGUUUGUAUUUUGGCACUCGGCUCUGAUCAGUUUGGAGUUCCUCAUUUGUCUUAGAUUUGUUUGAAGAGCCAACUCCCGUAACGAAAAGCAGUCAAAGGUCUAAAUGAACUCCGUGAAAUCAGGGAAUUAUUAAGUGUGAUUCCUUUAAACAGUAAUGUCUUCUAAACAACCUCCUUUGUGACACUUCUAAUUGAAACAAAAAAAAAAACAACCUUUUAUAGCUCAGAAUGUAUUGAAAUGCAAUUAAUUACCAUGCAGUCUUUAUGCUUACUGGACUUUCUUUGAAUAAAAAAGAAUAAAGAUG
Messenger RNA from Plectropomus leopardus (leopard coralgrouper), 3714 nucleotides. RefSeq names its product protein phosphatase 2, regulatory subunit B, beta a (gene ppp2r2ba). Gene Ontology annotation, cellular component: protein phosphatase type 2A complex. NCBI's taxonomy places the organism in Eukaryota, Metazoa, Chordata, Actinopteri, Perciformes, Serranidae. The record is from RefSeq and is a predicted model, not a curated record. Gene Ontology annotation, molecular function: protein binding; protein phosphatase regulator activity.